AUGAUCUACAUAAUAGACUUCGUGCCAAAAUAUGAGAGAAAUCAUCUCCUUCAGGCUGGCGAGAAUCUGUUUAUGAGAUCAACAGUCGGUAUCGGGAACAGCUCAGCUAUCUCGAAUGAGCGAACAAGUUCCACUGCUGUCUUGAACAGCUCAGACCCGGUAGUCCAGCGAAUCAUAUCUCGUGCCUCCUCUUUUCAAGGCUAUACGUCUUUGGAAGAUCACGAACCACUUCAGAUGACUCGAUAUUCCGCCGGCCAAGAAUUCAAACCUCACUGGGAUCAUAGACAAUUUGAGCCAGUGCCAGAGAACGAGACGCAACGUAUUACAACCUUUUUCGCCAUUCUUGAGGCAACUUGCGAGACGUGCGGAACGAGAUUCCCAGAUUUGAGAAUUGAUUGGUCGAAAGAGGAUACGAGGUGGUGUCAGUUUGUUGAUUGUAAUGACCAUGAAGGCGUUACUAUACGACCCAUUCCAGGAAAUGCUUUGUUUUGGAAAAACCUCGAUAACGCUGGGGCUGGCGACCCAAGAACCCUUCAUGCUGGGCUUCCACCUAUAGCAGGAGUCAAGACUGGGUUGGACAUCUGGACGCAUACCCCACGGUUAAUUGAGUAG
This is a messenger RNA of Alternaria alternata, 612 nucleotides long. RefSeq lists its product as hypothetical. The transcript is spliced from 2 exons. NCBI's taxonomy places the organism in Eukaryota, Fungi, Ascomycota, Dothideomycetes, Pleosporales, Pleosporaceae. The record is from RefSeq and is a predicted model, not a curated record. Gene Ontology annotation, biological process: peptidyl-proline hydroxylation to 4-hydroxy-L-proline. The coding region runs from base 1 to 612 and encodes 203 amino acids. Gene Ontology annotation, cellular component: endoplasmic reticulum. Gene Ontology annotation, molecular function: L-ascorbic acid binding; iron ion binding; procollagen-proline 4-dioxygenase activity.